Messenger RNA from Penicillium daleae, 3075 nucleotides. It is a transcript of the gene sha1, whose product is annotated as putative calmodulin-binding protein Sha1. The transcript is spliced from 2 exons. The record is from RefSeq and is a predicted model, not a curated record. The coding region runs from base 1 to 3075 and encodes 1024 amino acids. Gene Ontology annotation, cellular component: spindle pole. Gene Ontology annotation, molecular function: protein binding. Lineage: Eukaryota; Fungi; Ascomycota; Eurotiomycetes; Eurotiales; Aspergillaceae. Gene Ontology annotation, biological process: mitotic cell cycle; establishment of meiotic spindle localization; spindle organization.
AUGUCCGGAAUCUUGAAUGAAGCCUUCACCCCGUGUCCGUCCAAGUCACAAUCCUCUGGAUGGAGUGAACAUGGCACCACCGAGUCGUUCGAUAGCUUGGUGGAUGAUGACUCGGCCCUCGACGCCACGGCGCAAAUUGAAUUCACCACCAAUGUGCGAGUACCGAUAUUGACUGGUGUUCGCCCCCGACGAGCUGGUCGGGUGGGUAAUUCGGUCCAGAUUUACGAAGACAUCAGUGACAAAAAGUCAAGCCUGGCAGAGAAACGAAAAAGACCGAAUACAGGACCUCGAAAUCCUUCGGACCGCAAAUCAUCCUUGCUGGCUCAACCUGCUCAGCGAUUCCGGCCGAAAGUCAAUUUCGCUGCUAGCCCGCUACCCCGACAAGAGAGACCAGAGACUGAAACACACGACAAAAGACAAUCGCUUCAACCGAGGGCAAAUGAUAGAUCCCUAUCUGUCUCGCGAACGACCGGCAAUAUAUUGAAGGAUCGGAAUCAUGACAACGAGAUCAAUAAGAACGUUCGACACAGCACAGAAUACACCCCUCCUUUUAUGGGACUUUUCAGUCCUCUCAAGGUUCCUCCCAGAAACACUAUGCCCAAAGUCGUGGAAGACAUUCAAAUCAACACCCUCGAAGCUCAGAUUGCAAAGCGACAGGCUAGAAAGUCGGUGGUAGUACAUGCACGAAGAGGGCCUCUCCAACCAAGUACGAAGAUUGCACAGGAAGCUGCAUUCAGAGUGGAUGUUGCUGGCAAAAACGGCGGGAAGGAGAAUAUUCCACCAGGAACAGUCCUUGAGAUCAACAAGAAGAGCAAAUUGGAUCAUGCUGUCCAGUCAAGGCCAAAGAGAUUGAGCACCGUGAAGUCGAAACCAGCUCCCUGUACCACAAAACACCAACUGGCAAAGGCACAUGCCACAGACUCGGUCAUGGGAGUGACGAAGCAGCUAUCGAAGCGAAAUGUCUUGGGUGAGAAACAAGAUAAUGCACAUGCAUCAUCUGGUUCUCUUCCUCAUGGAACCAAGAUCCGAGCCGAGUCACAGGAUCCUCUGCGGAGCGCAUCGGCAUCUCUCAAGGCUCGUGCAUCUGUAUUGUCAGAACGGCUUGGUCAGUCGCAGAGUAUGCGAGAUUCGAAGAUUGGGAAAUCGACAUCGAAGGAGCUAAAUAACCAAUACCCUCUGUUGACAGAGAACAUUUCGAAGCCUGCCCUGUAUGAGGAUGAUUGGCUCUCACACCAAGAAACUGUCAUCACCCAGUUAAUCAAUGCGUUGUUUGAAUGCACUAACCGGGAAUGCACCGUUGCGGACCAAAAUGAGCUUCGUUUGAAAAUUCUUGAGCUCUACCACACUAAAUACUUCACGCAACUAUACCAGCGACUUCAAUCAUCCCUGUCUUACGGAGCUCUCACCAUCCCCAAGGAUAUCAACGGUCGCAACAGUCGUCUUAAGCAUGACGUGGGGCUGAGGCGAACAUUUUUGGACACUUGGAUCCAAUCCUAUGACCUUCGCGCAUUGGUACCGGCUUUGGAGACCGUUGUGGGCCGAAGGAUUUCCAGUGACUCGACUUUGUCCAACGUUCAGAGCGAUACGACUUUUACAAAUGAUUUCAAGGCCCAAAAGGCAGUUGCUCAAAUGGUCCGGGAUUUCCUCGAAGCGUUCCUGCUGUGGAACGACGAUAUAAUGCACCAUGCACCGGGACUUAGCGACGUACCGAGGGAGAUGCACGAACGGGCUUAUCGUAGGACCGUGCUUCGAAGCAUCAUACUUGUCGUUCUUUUGGACCACGCAAGACAAAGCUUUGGCACAGGCUUACCGCGACGACUGUUUCUGCCAUCCUCUCAAUACAAGUCUUCAGCUGAGGUCCUUCAAGCCUUGGCCCGUUUGCUACUGCCUUCUGGUGGUGAUAUCACCAAGAAACUCAGUCACCUCGGCUGCCAGGUCACGUACAAGCAGCAUCCGCUGCAAGAAUAUGACUACGCGAUAGACAACAUCGCAGUCGACUUGAGAGAUGGUAUCCGGCUAGCCAGAAUUGUGGAGAUUCUCUUUUACACCUCGGAGCACGUGCAAACAGGCCUCAACGACCAGAAUGAAGUCACCCUCUCUUCGGGAGAGGCUCUUUCACUUCUUGGCGAUGAAAUGGAUUUUCCGCUGUCUAAGCAUCUAAGGUAUCCAUGCGUCAGCCGAGCAGCCAAAAUCUACAAUGUCCAAAUUUCACUCUCGGCUUUGAGAUCUAUGAAGGGUGCCCACACUAUUAUUGGAGACGCACGCGCAGAUGAAAUUGUUGAUGGUUAUCGGGAGAAGACGUUAGGGUUCUUGUGGGCCCUUGUGAGUAAAUGGGGACUUGAUGGCCUCGUUGACUGGGAAGACGUCCGUAAGGAAAUUAAAAGACUCCAACGCAAAGCUACUCUUCAUCUUGGGUAUGAUCAGCCGAAGCAAGAAAUUGGGUCUCCACACAAGGAAUUGAUCAAUAAUGACCAUGCUUCCUUGCUUCGGCAGUGGGCCACGAUUCUAGCCGCUUUGAAAGACCUGGACAUCCACAAUAUGACCACAAGCUUUGCAGAUGGGAAGAUCUACGGAAGCAUCGUUGAUGAAUACAAGCCAUUCAUAACUGGCAGAGGAACUGAAGAUUGCGCUGUUGCGAACAGUCGUUUUGUUUCGAUGUCCUUGGAGUCUCGUUUGCGGCUGUUGGGAUGCAGCUCUCAAUUUGCAUGCCUCAUCUCCUCUGAAAAAGCGUCCUCUAGUCUCCUUGACGAAGAUUUUACUCUUGGCACUCUUGCCUUCCUCUGCUCUCGAUUACUUUCAGCUUCGAAGCGUACUCGUGCAGCUGUCGUCCUGCAGCAGGCCUGGCGGACUCACCUUGCGAAACGCAAUCAAUCUCGUCGAAAGAUUGCCCGCGAUCUUGCUGCACAUUGUGCGGCUGUCGUUCAAACCAGAAACAAGAUCAUCUGGGCAAAGGAUGUGAUCACUUGCUACUGGAGAAAGUACCAAGCCCGGAAGCAGAGAGCGAAUAACACGUCAUAUCGAGCCUUGGAAAAGGUCAAACGUCAGCAGCGGAAGAUUGUUGGACGUCGACUCUAG